CAGACCACUUUCCCCUUGUUCUACUAGAGGUGUACUAUCACCCCACAAAAAUGCAUGUAUUUUUACUGUAUAGUUUUGGAUUUAUUAGUAUUCAAAACUACCAUGUCAUACUGUAACUGUAUGGGCCGUAUAGUCAACUUUAAUCAUUAAUAACUUGACUUUGGUGCAUAGUUCCAGGCUCAGACCACUUUCCCCUUGUUCUACUAGAUGUGUACUAUCACCACACAAAGAUUCGUGUAUUUUUACUGUAUAGUUUUGGAUUUAUUAGUAUUCAAAACUACCAUGUCAUACUGUAACUGUAUGGGCCGUAUAGUCAACUUUAAUCAUUAAUAACUUGACUUUGGUGCAUAGUUCCAGGCUCAGACCACUUUCCCCUUGUUCUACUAGAUGUGUACUAUCACCCCACAAAAAUGCAUGUAUUUUUACUGUAUAGUUUUGGAUUUAUUAGUAUUCAAAACUACCAUGUCAUACUGUAAUACAGUCAACUUUAAUCAUUAAUAACUUGACUUUGGUGCAUAGUUCCAGGCUCAGACCACUUUCCUCUUGUUCUACUAGAGGUGUACUAUUACCCCACAAAGAUUCAUGUAUUUUUACUGUAUAGUUUAUGAUUUAUUAGUAUUCAAAACUACCAUGUCAUACUGUAAUACAGUCAACUUUGAUCAUUAAUAACUUGACUUUGGUGCAUAGUUCCAGGCUCAGACCACUUUCCCCUUGUUCUACUAGAUGUGUACUAUCACCCCACAAAAAUGCAUGUAUUUUUACUGUAUAGUUUUGGAUUUAUUAGUAUUCAAAACUACCAUGUCUUACUGUAAUACAGUCAACUUUAAUCAUUAAUAACUUGACUUUGGUGCAUAGUUCCAGGCCCAGACCACUUUCCCCUUGUUCUACUAGAUGUGUACUAUCACCCCACAAAGAUUAGUGUAUUUUUACUGUAUAGUUUGGGAUUUAUUAGUGGUACCUAAAAGUACUUUGUCAUGUUGUAAUAUGGCCCUUACAGUGGUACCGCACUACAAGUACCGCACUACAAACAUAUCUUGGAAAUUAGUCCGACGUGCUUUGGAAACCAGAGGAUACAAGAGGAGCAAGUCCGAUAGUGCAACUGCGCAAACUUGAAGGAUGGAACAGCUUCAUGGAUCCGUUUGACGGUGAGGCCAAAACUGCACGCGCUGAGUUAUAUGCAAAUUAGCCAUGUGCACAUAAUGCGAGAUUGCUAUAUGAUAUUUGCCUCGUGACAGCGUCAUGUCUCCUUGAAUAUGCAGAAUUUGCUACCUCAGUGUAAUCUGUUGUAUUCUGCGUUAUCCUUUCUAGUUUAACAACCUAAUUCUAAGCCCUAAUUCUAGAGCGCAAUGAUACGUGUUCAUGUGUGUCGUUGCGCUGUGAAAAAACAAAUCAUUGCGCUCUAAUAGGUAGGAGUUAGCGGCCUGCUAUUUAGAGUAAAUGACGUCUAUCUUAAGUUUUGCAUAUGACAAGCUUCCCAAAAACAAAUGACUUCACGAGAAGGGUAUGUAUAGAAUUUUUCGGUAUGUUUUGGGUGUGUUUAGUAAUUAGUAACUAAUAAUUUGAUAGUGCGUUUACCAAAGGUUCCUCAAGUACAUUACCACAGUUACUACAUGCUAAUGUUGUCCUUAGAGUUGUCGUGUCACGCAACAAAGGGAAAUUUUAUUAUUUUGCGCUUUUAUGGUAAUAACGUAUCUAUAAGUUAUUUAAAGUCGACAAUCUAUCUUCUAAUUGGGUCGUUGCGUUUUAGACUAUAAAUUGUUAUUAAUUUAAGUCUUUUGAAGAUAAGAUUGCAUAAACUAUCGUAAGCACAGACCACAUUUUUGUCUUCAAAUCUUUUUUUAAGUAGUAAUUGUUUAAACAAUUAUUUAACAACAGGUUUCCAAUGAAAUGAAAACAGCUUUGGAUAUGUUUGUGUUCUCUUUAGGAUUUAUGUUUUCUCUGCCUUCGGAAAGGUAUGUUUUAUUAUUGUUUCAUUGUUUUAAUUCAUGAAAAAAAUUUAGCUGACCACACAAAUAACACAUUAUUUCCUGAUAGGAUAGAAAAACAAUUCUUACCAGAGACAAUAUACUGUCAGCAGUUGACGAGCUUCAAGGAUCAAAAACCCUUCAAAGCAAAGAACAGCAUGACACAUUCUGGGGUGAGGUGUGUCAACAUUUGGGAAUUGCCAGUAUAAAACUCCACAAAACAAGGCUUAAACGAGCCUAUUUUCGUCACAGAAAGGUAAUUAUUUUAAAUUUUUCAUAGUAGCGGUGACAUGUUUUAUAUAUUCCUGCAGAAUAUUUAAAUGCAUGCUUUGGCCCUGCAGCACAAGAUAGCGAGUGCUUCUAGAGUUGCAGAACAAGAAGCAGGCAGCACCAGUAACGUACAAUCUGAUGGAGGGAGCGAAGCUGAAGCUGAAGCUGAUGCUGGCAGCACCAGUAACAGACAAUCUGAUGGAGGGAGCGAAGCUGAAGCUGAAGCUGAUGCUGGCAGCACCAGUAACAGACAAUCUGAUGGAGGGAGCGAAGCUGAAGCUGAAGCUGAUGCUGGCAGCACCAGUAACAGACAAUCUGAUGGAGGGAGCGAAGCUGAAGCUGAAGCUGAUGCUGGCAGCACCAGUAACAGACAAUCUGAUGGAGGGAGCGAAGCUGAAGCUGAAGCUGAUGCUGGCAGCACCAGUAACAGACAAUCUGAUGGAGGGAGCGAAGCUGAAGCUGAAGCUGAUGCUGGCAGCACCAGUAACAGACAAUCUGAUGGAGGGAGCGAAGCUGAAGCUGAAGCUGAUGCUGGCAGCACCAGUAACAGACAAUCUGAUGGAGGGAGCGAAGCUGAAGCUGAAGCUGAUGCUGGCAUCAAUUGCAGUCAUCACAACACUAACAUAAUAGUUGGUACUUCAACAUCACCAUCAUCCUUAAAUGACAAUGAAGAUCAAGAUAAAUAUUUCAGUCAUCCAGUACCAAAAAGACCUUGUUUUUUUUUUAUUCCUGAGGCUGACUGGAAUCAUUUAAGAAGUAAACAACACAAAUGUCGUUUCAAAACACUGGACUGGACCAAUGUCAUUGCGCAAGGGAUUCGCAGUGUACACCCGUUUUGCAGUUUUGCAUUCAAACGACAUACUGUGAAAGCAGCUGGGUCUAUAAGAACUGGCCCUCUGUUUUCUUGUGCCGGGUAUUGUCGAUUUGAAGAAUGUCCCGUUGAAGUAUUUGUAGAAGUUAAUAACGAGCUGUCUCUUAAGGCUACUGUGACUUUCAAGGGAGACAAAGUGUGGCACAGUUGCAAUGUCUUAAAAAGACGGCCUGUGCGUGCAAAUGACAGACCUACAACGGCAGAUGUCCUAACCACGAAACUACCACGUAGCCUGUACCUAGACAAUUUAGGGAAGCUGCCGGAGAGUGUGGUAGAUUCAGGUUGUAGGGACCAGGUUCCAACUCCAGGCACACUGAAAACUUUGUCCUGGGACAACAAAAGAAAAAAAAGGAGUCAUACUAAUGAUUUAUUAAGCUUGCAAAAAAUGCAUGAAGAAGAGCAGGGAUCCCAGGAUGCCAUAAUACAAAAAAUACAAAUGCAUCCAAAAGGAGUAAUGCUGUGGUCCAAGAAGAUGCUGAGCCUCUUUUAUCAGCGGUGUAGGGAUGAUAUUGUUUACUUGGAUGCCACUGGGAGCAUUAUUCAAAAAGAAAAGGGUCGCAGUGCACCAUUCUACGUGUAUGAGCUAGUGGUGCGACAUCCUUCAAAGGGAUCGUCCCCUGUGCCAGUAGCGACAUAUGUCACAAAUGACCACACAACUGCGUCUGUGUCAUUUUUCUUGGCCUCAUUUGUGACAGACCUAAUAAGACAACAUGGGCAGAAAAUUAAAACAAGGCCUGUCAUGUUUAUUUGCGAUGGCUCCAUAGUUUUACUGCAAUCACUGUCCUACAAUUUUUGUGGAGUAAGUCUUCAGGAGUUGUUGAACAGAUACUAUAAUAUCGUGACAGGCCAGGCCCCGGAGGAUUCAAUUCGACUCCCAAUACUGCAUCGCUGCCUGAGCCAUGUAAUGAAAAAUGCCAAGGACCUUUGCAAAAAACAUGCACCAAAACAUUACCACCUAGCAAUGCAUACUUUUGGUGCUAUGGCUCAGGCCACAACAAUUGAGGAGCUUGAGGAAAUCAUUGUCAGUGCUGCUGUUGUGUUCUCAAGUUCCCACAGUGGCAAAAAAGUUGAGAAACAUUUCAAAAACCUUCAGUUGAUAAUGACACAAGGAGGAAGAACUGACAUUGAGGACUCAUCCAUUGUGGAGCAGGAGUUUAUGAAUGAUGUGGGAAUAACAUCCUUCCAACAUCAUUUUGAACGAGUGAUUAAGCAGGAGGAAGGAGACAAGGACGGUGAGCCCAAUAUGUAUCUAAGUCCAACAUUCAUCCCUGCUUUAACAAAGUACUUCCUGCCUCAGGCUGCCUUGUGGACUGGACUACUCUUGGGUGAUCUUGGACGUCAUGGAACCGGGCCAGUCUAUGAAAGAUUUACACAGAGGUUCAACAGAGCAGCUCAGAAAACAACCCAAAAUUACUCUCAAGACAACCACACACAGGGCAUCAUGGAGAAAAGUCAGUGGGACCUUAAGAGGAUACGUUUUCAAAGAAGACGGCUUACCCGAUUGGAUGACUUUGUGGUGACUUACAAGAUGACCCUGAAUGGUCUUUUGAGAGAGUUCAGAGAUUCAUUGAAGGGCAAGCAAAGGAGAUAUCAUGUAGAUGAGGAGAAAUGGAAACAAAGGAGACAGAGGAAGCGAGGUGUCUAUGUGAGCCCUUUAGUCAAACCCUUUGUAAUGCAAAAGAUGAAGACCUCUGAGAAAAAGAUACAGACUCAGACACCCACCAAGGAAACAGGAGAAGAGGCCCAUCAAGAUGACAGUAAUGGACAGCAGCAUGCAGAGACAUCUCUGGCAACCACCUUGCAAGAUGCUGCAUCUCAGCUAUCAACAUUGUGGCAAAAAGAGGACACAGAAGUGGUGGUAUCUGUGGUUCCUUCUCAAAUUAGGGGCCAAAGCUUUGUUAUUCACCACAGUGAACUGAGAUCACUUCGCCCUCAUCAGUGGCUUACAGGAGAGAUCAUUGAGUGCUAUCUUCACCACACCGCAGCGAGACUUAAUUUGGGAAGUACCAUGUACAUUCUCAACCAUUACACUGCCAGUGUGAUCCUUUUUGAGGGGAGAGAAGCAGUAAGAAGGCACAGCCUGUCAAGGAUUGACUUUGGCAAAUACAGAGCCAUUGUUUCAUUUGUAAACAUACAAAAUGUUCAUUGGAAGUUUUUGUACGUUGAUUCAGACCGAAGUAAGGUCUAUCUUGUGGAUCCUGCAAAAAGUGCCAAAGAACUGGUAGAGUCGGAGCAAGCAGCGAAAAGACUGCGUGACUAUUUCAACAUGAGACGGGCCUGCCACAGCAAAACUGACUGGGUGGAUAAAAAAUGGAAGGGGGCCAUUAUGCAUCACCCAGUUCAGAAAGAUAGCAGUAGCUGUGGGGUCAUUGUGAUUAUGAUGGCCAGGUUAGUGAUGGAGGCCUUCCCAAAUAUGCCAAGAAUGGACUUCAAAACGACAAGAAAACAAAUGGCACAAGAACGCACAAACAUAGCGUGUGAAAUAUUACACGCUUCUGUGUUCAACACAGACAGUAACUGUGCUAUGUGCUCAACCACAAAGCCACCAGGAUCAGGACCAGCCUUUACAGACUGGAUACAGUGUGAUGGCUGUUGCCGGUGGUAUCACGCACAGUGCCUAAACUUAGAUAAAGACACCCUUAAAAAGGCAGCAAGUGAAGACUGGAAUUGCUGUCUUUGUAAAUAAUUCAUUAGCCAUGAAAAAGUAACAGGAAUUAUUCUACCUGUCUCACCGCAUUUCUCAUUUUUACAUAAAGUUGUAUUUGUGUUCCACACAAAUGUUCAGCUUUUGACUGUGUUCCCUUGACUUGUGUAUGUGUGUGUGUGUGUGUGUGUGUGUGUGUGUGUGUGUGUGUGUGUGUGUGUGUGUGUGUGUGUGUGUGUGUGUGUGUGUGACACUGAACAUGAUCAAUAACUUUUGUUGUUGCUGGAGAAAAAUGUCACACUUUCCCUUUUGAGUCCAACAGAUGUUAAUAAAGGGGUUGAAUGUCUAUA
Messenger RNA from Betta splendens (Siamese fighting fish), 6099 nucleotides. RefSeq lists its product as uncharacterized. The transcript is spliced from 17 exons. The record is from RefSeq and is a predicted model, not a curated record. Gene Ontology annotation, molecular function: cysteine-type peptidase activity. The coding region runs from base 2285 to 5791 and encodes 1168 amino acids. Gene Ontology annotation, biological process: proteolysis. Lineage: Eukaryota; Metazoa; Chordata; Actinopteri; Anabantiformes; Osphronemidae.